Dothidotthia symphoricarpi CBS 119687 is the source of this 2277-nucleotide messenger RNA. Its product is annotated as HET-domain-containing protein. The record is from RefSeq and is a predicted model, not a curated record. The transcript has a single exon. The coding region runs from base 1 to 2277 and encodes 758 amino acids. NCBI's taxonomy places the organism in Eukaryota, Fungi, Ascomycota, Dothideomycetes, Pleosporales, Dothidotthiaceae.
AUGGUGGACAACGAUAAUAACACACUAGCGAGCGGUAUCAUCCCGUCAAAACCGGACCACCGACCACUCGAACGGCCAAGUUGCGAAGUUUGCGCUAAAAUACUUGCUUUCUACGUUGAACCUUGUGAACACGCGAUCGAUAUCGAUCUGGGAAAAGUCCAAAUUUUGUUAGAGGGAGAUUGCCCACAUGCACUGUACUUCAAGAAUGUCAAAUAUAUGUACGGUCCUGUUCCUGAUUACGAAAAUCUGGAUCUGAGUCUUCACAAAUAUAACAACGAAACGGGUAUCUUCUUCGGAGUCGCCUACUCCACAUCAGACAAACGCACGUGGUCUACAACAGAGAGCAUGCGACUCGUUUACAGAGAAGAUGUCAUAAACCACCCAGGAACAGUAUCGCUCCUGGAUACACAGUGGAUCGAUGAAGGGUUGGUUCAACGCUGGAUAGAAAUCUGCGACGAGACACAUGGAGAGAAGUGUAAGACAAUACCGCUUUGGAGGAGUGAGGAUGCUAUUCGACCUACGUAUCUUGUCGACACCGUUUGUGGUUGCCUCGUUCUCGGAUCAGGUGUCGAUGCCGAGUAUGUUGCACUCAGCUAUCAAUGGGGCCAAACAAAAACACUUCGAAACACGACCGAUAUUUGUGAUCAACUCCUUAUACCAGGCGCAAUUUUUGUAGGAGAGCUCGCAUUACAUGUCCCGCAAACGAUCCGGGAUGCAUUUGCUGUGGUUCGACACUUAGGCCAAAGAUAUCUAUGGUGUGACGCACUCUGCAUCCAACAGGAUAAUCCUACUCAGCUGCUGUCCGAACUGGGGCAGAUGCACCGGAUCUAUGCCUGCGCCAGCUUUACUAUAAUUGCUGCUGACGGUGUAGAUGCCAACUACGGACUACGUGGUUUCAAAGGUCUGACUGCACCUAGGAAAGUCUGGCAGACUCCAAUCCAGUUGGCGGGCCUAGAACAAAUCAUGACGGCCGUCCCAACACGAGAAUUUAGGGAGGCACAUGGGCCCUCGUCGUACUAUGAAAGAGCAUGGACGUAUCAAGAGAACUUGUUUUCAAAGCGUAGGUUAAUUUUCGAAAAUGGGAUUAUCCAAUGGCGAUGUCAGUGCGUACAUUGGUUCGAGGAUAUCGUCGCGAAGAAGAACAGUGCCAAUGGACCACUCGUGAAUCUCAACGAUCGAUGGCUGCACUCACCAAUCCCUACGCUCGAUACAAUGAACAGUUUAAUCAUGAGCUUCAAUCAAAAGAUUCUCACACAUCCAGAAGACGCUUUUGCUGCAUUCGCCGGGACGCAGACCUUUCUGCAUCGCACUCAUCAGUUCGGGCUGAUCUUCGGGCAUCCUGAAUUCUACUUCGACAUAACAUUGAGUUGGAUGCCUGUCUACCCAGUUACGAAACGAAAGGCACGGAAGACACCGCAUUCAGAUACGGCGUCAUACUGUCUGCCAAGUUGGUCUUGGAUCAAAUGGGCAGGGGUUGUACAUUUACCAUGGGACUCCGAAUUCAGUGUGCAUGUAACUGGCAUAACCGAUAUCGAUGGUUUCACAGACCCCGUUGCUGAGUGGUUCACGAUGGAGUCGUCAACGGCAAUUGAAAGGAGACCAAUAAAAUCUGCCUGGCAUAAACACAAGACACUGGCGCAAGAUAAGACUAGUACUCUUCCUGAUGGAUGGAGACGAGUCGAUAGUGGACCAGAGCUGGAGAAAAUGCGUGUGAAUGAUUACAGUAACGAUUCGUUUCCUCUAAAUAUCCCAAGUUCUUGCUUCAAGCACUCAAGCAAUCCUGACAGGUUUUACUGGUACCCUGUCCCGGUUUUUGACUCCAUAUGCGAAGACGACAUGAAGCCUCUACCACAAACAUCUUACAUUUUCGCCCAGACCAGUAGGGCAGUUCUCUACGGAGGCAAGGCAAUUGAACGGAUUUACGAUGAUGAUGCGCCCUCAAUCCAGAUCACCAACAUCAGAGGGCACCAUGUUGGAUGUUUGAUCCUCAACAACAACAGUGAUUUACGUGCUUUCGAUAAAGCAGAGGAACUCAAUUCGCAUAAGCAAGUCGAACUUGUGGCAACUUGUAAAGGCUACACAGGAAGGAUAUUCGAUUACGAGCUUGCCAAAGCUAGCGGGAAGGUACCUUGGGAAACACAACGGAAAGACUGCUACUAUGUGCUUUGGAUUGAGUGGGUGGACAGUGUCGCAUAUCGGAGAGGUUGUGGAGUCGUCGUAGCAGAAGUUUGGGAACAAGUGAGGGAGAAAGAGCUUGUGGAUUUAAUUCUAGGUUGA